CAUCAGGUUGGGGAUGCUUGACCUAGGAAAAGGGACGCCUUCCAUUCCGCACCACCCUUGGCCGAUGUGACAAGCGAACCAUGGAAAUGAAGCUCCAACAGUCCAUCCGAUCCGCUCACGAGGUUGUGGAUGGCGACAUUGCCGACUUCUCGCUUACCUCGACACGCUUACAUGGCUCGAUCCCCUUCCAACAGUGAGAAGUUGCACCGCUGUCCACAGUUGACAGCUCUGCGCCUGCUCUUACCAAUUGGUCCCCCCCUUAGUCCCUACGGGCUUAGAUGGUCUCGUCCAGGAUGUCAGCGAGACAAAGAUGGUGUGGUGUUUGACAUUUCCAGGUCUUGCCUCCUGUGGGACCACGCGUGGCUGUCUCUCGCAGCACACUUUCUCAACCCUCGAUCCUUUUUAUUGACUUCGGGCGCCCUGUGGCUUGCUUAAGCUCGCGACCCAGCAGCCGGCUGCCCUCCUGAUACGGUCUGUGCCUUGUACCUUGGACUGCGUUGAGAAAAUACCCGACGAGGCACGAACGAUCCUGAAGCAUGGCUUAACUGGCAAACCCCCUAUCAUACAAUGUCUCUUUGCUGGCAAUUGGUCCUGGACCCUUUGACCGGUGCGAAGUCUGCAUGACCCGAUAAGCCACUUUCGUUCAGAGGUUGUCUAGCUUGCAUUGGGACAUGCAUAAGCACGCUGGCACGCGAACAGACAAGAGCUCUUCAUUGACGACGUGCUAUUCUAAAAGUUCAACUGCUGCUGCUCUAUACAAGCUCCUCGUCCUCGUCCUUCCCUGAGAGUUGUUGUUACUAUCACCAUGACGGAUCACAAGGAGAAUGGGGUGGUGACAUCCCAGGUUGACCUGGAGUCAUCCAAUGCGAACCUGUCGGUUGAAAAGAAAGGGACCAACGACGACCAACGGGAUAUGUUUCGCAUGGGCAAGCAUCAGGAGCUUCGCCGCAAUUUUCGAUUUGUCUCCAUCUUCGGCUUCUCCAUGAUUCUCAUGGCCAGCUGGGAAACGAUGUUAGGCACAUCCAUCAUUGGCUUGAUCAACGGCGGCACUGCAGGAAUGAUCUGGUUGUACCUGGUGGCCUGGAUUGGCUUCCUGGCUGUCAACACUUCAAUGGCCGAAAUGGGAUCCAUGGCUCCAACAUCUGGUGGUCAAUAUCACUGGGUCAGCGAAUUUGCGCCGAGAACCUACCAAAAGUUCAUGAGUUUUAUUGUUGGGUGGCUUUGUGUACUCGGCUGGCAGACAGGUGCGGCCAAUACAGCAUUUCUCGCCGGAACUCAAAUUCAAGGCCUGGUCAUCUUGAACUAUCCAGACUACACACCUGAGAGAUGGCAUGGCACGUUGUUGACGUUCGCCGUAGCCUCGUUCUCAGUCUUCUUCAACACCUUUCUCGUCAAAAAGUUGCCGUUGGUGGAAGGGAUCGUACUCAUCAUACACGUGUUUGGCUUCUUCGGCGUCCUAAUCACCCUCUGGGUCCUGGGCCCGAUCGGAAAUGCAAGCGAUGUCUUCACCACUUUCAACAACUACGGCGGUUGGAGCAGCGACGGGCUAUCGGCAAUAGUUGGCAUUCUUGCCGUCAUGAUCCCCUUGCUCGGUGCAGACGGCGCCGUUCAUAUGUCCGAGGAACUUCGCGAUGCGUCGAAAGUACUUCCCCAAAGCAUGAUCUGGACCACGGUUCUAAACGGUGCCAUGGGUUGGAUCAUCCUCAUCACCUUUUGCUUCACCCUGGGAAGCCUGGACGAUACUAUCGACUCACCCACGGGACAGCCCUACAUUGCUGUUUUUUACAAUGCGACACAGUCUUAUGCCGGCGCAUCGGUUCUCUCUGCCCUGGUCAUCUUCAUGGCCAUGUUCUGCAACUUGUCGAUUACAGCGACUGCGUCGAGGCAGCUGUGGUCUUUUGCCCGUGAUCAGGGCAUUCCGGGAGCUUCUUGGUUUGCAUACGUGCGACCAGGCUGGGACGUUCCGAUGAACAGCAUCGUGGUCUCCUUUGUGGUGUCCUGUCUGCUGUCCCUGAUCAAUAUCGGCUCCACGAUCGCGCUCAACAACAUUACGUCGCUGUCUCUAGUCGCCAUCCUGUCGUCAUAUAUUGUCUCCAUCGGCUGCCUCUUCUGGAGGCGUUUGACAUAUCAGCCCCUACUCCCGGCCAAGUUCACCUUCAGCAGACCAGUUGGUCUAUUCUUGAACGGAUUCAGCCUCAUCUUCCUGACCUUCGCCUUCAUCUUCGCCUUUUUCCCCGGCAAUCCGAAACCAACUGUUGAACAGAUGAACUGGGCCUCCUUGAUCUACGGGGGCGUGAUGGUUUUUGCCGUUCUUCACUAUUACAUCCAGGCCAGACAUGUCUAUGACGGCCCUGUAGAAUAUGUGCGCAAGCUCGUGUAAAUUAUGGACCAUGUUGCUAGCCCUGCAGGUCAAGGGCAGGAUCUGGCACUCAAAGAGGUGGGAUUUUGCUGAAGUGGAUGUUGCCGGACCAUCAUCUGCAGGGCUUUGUGGGUUGCUCGGUCAAGAGUGGGAACUGAGACGGUGCUAUGUCUAGGAGGACCUGCGGGCAGAUUGAAAUAACAGGCAUAUGUAAAAC
Molecule: messenger RNA, 2576 nt
Organism: Cladophialophora immunda
Lineage: Eukaryota; Fungi; Ascomycota; Eurotiomycetes; Chaetothyriales; Herpotrichiellaceae
Exons: 10
Coding region: 806-2380 (524 amino acids)
Biological process (GO): transmembrane transport
Cellular component (GO): membrane
Molecular function (GO): transmembrane transporter activity
Source: RefSeq, a predicted model, not a curated record